GCCUGAGGAGCUACUCGGCCGCUGCCUGGGACCGGCGCGGGCUCCGGAGCCGGAAAGCGCUCCCCGCCGUCUCGCUGCAGCUCCGGCCGAGGACUAGGCGGUCGCCGGGACGCGGCCGCAGUGCGUCCCUCUGAAUCAAGUAUUAGACCUGAGAAUAGGGGCCUCGUGCCGCAGGGCUGCAGAGGCGUGGCGAGCUUCCUGGGAGCUUCCUUUGCCCUUCCCAGCGAGCGGGACUGAGUUGUAGCAUAACUACGUAUCUGUCCAACGCCUCGAUUCGCAAUCCUGGGAUAAAGAUCCCGCGGGAAAAGCUGGAAAAGAAAAAGUUGCUGGGUCUCAACAGUGCGGGGAAUUAGGGAGAGUUGAUGAAGAAGGAAGACUGAACAGCGAAAAGACAAAUUUGAAACAAGUCUGUAUUCAUGAAGAGUGACUGCAUACAAACCACAAUAUGUCAAGAAACAAAAAAAGAUCCAAUAGAAAUGUUUCAUUCUGGGCAGCUGGUAAAAGUCUGUGCUCCAAUGGUUCGAUAUUCAAAGUUGGCUUUUAGAACACUAGUAAGAAAAUACAGUUGUGACCUGUGCUAUACACCAAUGAUAGUUGCUGCUGACUUUGUCAGAUCUAUAAAAGCAAGAGACAGUGAGUUUACCACAAACCAAGGUGAUUGCCCACUGAUUGUCCAGUUUGCUGCUAAUGAUGCAAGUCUUUUAUCUGAUGCUGCUCGUAUAGUCUGUCCUUAUGCAAAUGGAAUAGACAUUAACUGUGGUUGUCCUCAGAGGUGGGCAAUGGCAGAAGGUUAUGGGGCUUGCUUAAUAAAUAAGCCAGAGCUUGUUCAAGAUAUGGUGAAACAAGUAAGAAAUCAAGUGGGAAACCCCAGAUUUUCAGUUUCUAUUAAAAUAAGGAUCCAUGAUGACCUUUCAAGAACUGUAGAUCUUUGUCGAAAAGCUGAAGCUACAGGAGUUUCUUGGAUCACAGUUCAUGGACGAACUACUGAAGAAAGACAUCAGCCAGUGCACUAUGAUGCCAUUAAAAUAAUUAAGGAGAAUAUGUCUAUACCUGUAAUUGCUAAUGGAGACAUCAGAAGCUUAAAAGAAGCAGAAAAUGUGUGGCAGAAUACUGGGACAGAUGGUGUGAUGGUUGCAAGAGGACUCUUAGCAAACCCGGCCAUGUUUGCUGGAUUUGAGGAAACCCCGCUGAAGUGCAUCUGGGACUGGGUUGACAUUGCUCUGGAACUUGGAACUCCUUACAUGUGUUUCCAUCAACAUUUAAUGUACAUGAUGGAAAAGAUAACUUCUCGGCAGGAAAAAAGAGUAUUUAAUGCUCUGUCAAGCACAUCAGCAGUCUUAGAUUAUCUUACAGACCAUUAUGGCAUUUAAUUGGACUUCCAAAAUUAUUUUAAUAUAUAUUUUAUUCUAUACCUAUUAUGAAACCAGAGGUGGUGACAUCUAGGUUUUUACUUUAUAUCAGUGACUUUUAAACUUUAGUAUAAAAACAAUCUCUGGGAGCAUUUUGAAGAAUUCAGUCCUAAACCCCAUCCUCAGAGAUAGUUUUAAAGAAGACUCCAGGUGGUUCAAACAUUCUUGUCAUCCUCGGUCCAAACAUUACACAACUGCUCUGAAUCCUGUUAUGGAUUGGGGUGUGAGGGAUGGAUAUUUUUUUCCUACUGGAAUCAUGUUUUUAACAUUUUAAAUAAAGCUUAUUUAAUACUAA
Messenger RNA from Otolemur garnettii (small-eared galago), 1704 nucleotides. It is a transcript of the gene DUS4L, whose product is annotated as dihydrouridine synthase 4 like. Bases 417 to 1370 code for a protein of 317 amino acids. Gene Ontology annotation, biological process: tRNA processing. Gene Ontology annotation, molecular function: flavin adenine dinucleotide binding; tRNA dihydrouridine synthase activity. NCBI's taxonomy places the organism in Eukaryota, Metazoa, Chordata, Mammalia, Primates, Galagidae. The transcript is spliced from 7 exons. The record is from RefSeq and is a predicted model, not a curated record.